UAGGAUUUAAAUAAAAUAAAAAAUAAAAUAAAAUAAAAUAAAAAAAAAACAUUUAAUUUUUUAUUUUUUUUCAUUAAAAAGAAAUAAUAGAAAUAUUCAUAAAUAUCAAAUACUAUUUAUUUAUAAUCACUCUAAUAAUAAUGAAAAUAAACAACAUUAUAGUUUUCAAAAUUAUAUUUUACUUUAUUUUUGUGCCAAUAAUACUAUCUUCAAAUUCUAUAAAAACUAAAGAAAAUAUUAAUAUUUUCAAUAGUAAUAAUAAUAUUAAUAAUAAAUAUAUAAACUUUAAACAAAACUAUGAUAUUGAAUUUUUAAAUAAACAUUUAACAACCAAAACACCAUACCACACAAAUGGAUUUUAUAAUAGUAACUCAUUUAUUAAUCCAAUACCAAAUUGUAAAUUAGUUUCAAUGGAUAUAGUUUUAAGACAUGGCAGUAGAUACCCAGAAAUUAAAAUUUUAAAUAAAUUUGAUAGUUUAAAAAAAGAAAUUCAAAAGAUCAAAUCAUUAAUAGUUGGAGAAGAAUUUGAAUGGUUAAGAAAUUACGAAAUUCCAUAUCAAAGAGAAUUGGCAGGGAAUUUAAUUGAAUUGGGGAAUAUAGAACACUACAAUAUUUCAAAGAGACUAUUAGAGAAACAUCCAAACUAUUUUGAAACACCAUAUAGUCCUCAAUCUUAUAAAAUAUCAUCCACCAUUAUACCAAGAACUGGAGUUAGUGCUUCAUCAUUCUCAUAUGGCCUUUUUGAAGGAACUGGUAAACUACCCGGAAAUUUUCAACCUGUUCAUAUUCAAACAUCAAAUUUAGAAAAUGAUAAUUUAUUAAGCUUUUUUUUAAACUGUAAAAAAUACACGGAUAAAUUAAAGGAUGGUUCAAUAAGCGAAAAUGAGGAAGCAAUUUGGAAACAAAUGAAAUAUCCAUUAAUCGCUAGAGAAAUAUCAGAACGUUUAGGUUUAAGUGGUAAAUGGUUACCAUCCAAUUCAAUUGUACAAAGUAUUUUCUUAUCGUGUGUUUAUCAAGUCGCAAUCGAUAAUAUAUCAGAUCAAUUUUGUAGUUUAUUAAGUAAAGAGAAUAUUUUAGAUUGGGAAUAUGCAAAAGAUUUAAGUACCUAUUGGGUCAAUGGCUAUGGAAAUGAUAUAAACUAUGAAAUCAGCUCCCUAUUAUUAAAAGAUAUAUUCAAUCACUUUGACAAUAUUAUAAAUAAUGUUCAAAACAAUUCAACAACACCACAACAACAACAAAAUAAACGAGAACAACAACAACCACAAGAAUCACAAGAACCACUACCAUCAAAGGAUAUCAAAGAUGAAGGACCAUUGGAAGAAUUUGACAAAAAUGAAAAUAGUAAUCCAAAAAAUAUUUUUAGAUUUGGUCAUAGCGAAACCCUUGUUCCAUUCAUGUCACUAUUAGGUUUAUUUAAAGAUGGCUAUCAUAUUUAUGCAAAUUCAACUCUAGAACAAAUAAAAAAUAGAAAGUUUAAAACCAGUUUAAUUGUACCAUAUGCAACAAAUAUUGGAAUGUUUUUAUAUGAUUGUGGAAAUGGCCAAAACAGUGAUUUUAAAAUAUUAGUUAAGCAUAACGAAUCUCCAAUACUAGUACCAGGGUGUGAUGAUUACUAUUGCUCGUUUAAUGAUUUUAAAUCACUCUUUCCAAAAGUGUUAAAUUUUGACUGGGAUUCAUAUUGUAACAACCAAUAACC
Dictyostelium purpureum is the source of this 1696-nucleotide messenger RNA. RefSeq lists its product as uncharacterized. Lineage: Eukaryota; Evosea; Eumycetozoa; Dictyosteliales; Dictyosteliaceae. Gene Ontology annotation, molecular function: acid phosphatase activity; inositol phosphate phosphatase activity. The record is from RefSeq and is a predicted model, not a curated record. Bases 141 to 1694 code for a protein of 517 amino acids. The transcript has a single exon.